CAGCGGCGCCAACCGGCCCAGCAGCGCUGCCCGCUCGCCCGCAGCUCGGCCUGGAGGCGUCGCCGACCACGGUCGGUGGCGCCCGCCGAGUGCGCGGCGGCGAUCCACACGGGACCACCGCCUGGGGCAUCGAAGUUCGGGGGCUCGGCGACGCUGACACGCCCGCAAGGGGACCCGCGUCAGUCUGCGGGGGCCCCUGCAUGCAUUUUCCAGCGCCCCACGCUGCGCCCAUCGCCCGCGACCUGCCGCCAAACCCCUUUUCCCCAGGCCAGGCUGGCUGCGCCGACCUCCCCUGGCCUGGCUGGACCAGCGGUCUGGUACCUUCGUGCGAUGCGAAUCUUCGGGCCGAAUUCUCAAAUCGUACCAACUUGCCUGACUGUCUGUAGGGGCUGGGCGGGCUUCCGGAAAGCCCCCCUGCCUUCUCAGAAGCCCCGACGCCUUCUUAGAAACGGGGCACCCUGGAGGCCUUCCAAAUAGGGCCUGGACACCUGGAGAGGGACAGGGGGCCGACGUCUCGAAGGGGCGUCUCGGGCACCGAAGUCCGGGGGUCCGGGUCGGAGUCUCCGAGGGUCGAGGCCCUCGAGGAUCGAGGCACCCGAGACACGUGGGGACCCGAGGCAGAAGCACCGAACUCUCGGAGGCGCGCGCGAUGCCUCGGGCCGGCAGCGGGAGAAAGAGAUCCGCCGGGCAGGCUGCCCCAGGACGCUGCUGGGGAAACCACAGGGUGCACCUUUCCCUCCCUCGAGCUGCUGCACUGCCAGCGGCCUCGGGCGCCGCCAGCAGCACGGCCAGGCUCGCGCCGGCCGGGGGCGCCCGCUUGUGGGCUGCGCCCACGACCUUGCGGGCCGCCUCGGCCACGCGCGGCGCGGGCAUGAGCGCCGGCUCGGCCGGCUGAGCCCCCGGGGAGGGGCCAGGAGGGGGGCCGCGGUGGCCAGUGCCGCUGCACCGCAAGGACUCGGGCACACGCU
Prorocentrum cordatum is the source of this 968-nucleotide messenger RNA. Lineage: Eukaryota; Dinophyceae; Prorocentrales; Prorocentraceae. The record is from the annotation of a GenBank genome assembly.